CAAACAAAAGAAUGUUUUUUAUAUAUUUUUCAUCAUAUCAUUAAAAAUUUUUGUGUCUGUCGUUAGAACAAAAAAAAAAAUUAAGUCAAAAUUUCUAAGUGAAUAAAUUUGAGUAAAUAAAUAAAAUAUUAUUUAUCAGAUAAAAUAUUGUGAAAGAAAAAUGUCUCAUUAACCCAUUUUUGUUUGAUUGAAAUAGACAUCAUUAGUUUUUAUUUUUUUUUAUUUAUUUUAUUUUAUCAAAGCCAUUAUCAUUUGAGAAAUCAUGUCAAAUAUUAAAGCCAAGCCUUUGGCUCUUAUUAUAACAGCAAUUAAAAAUAUACAAAGUCGACAUGGACCAAAUCCACGUGAAAUUUUAAAUUAUAUUUCAUCAGCUUGUGAUGUUCCUGAAGAUGUAGCAAGGCGUCAGGUGUUGGCGGCAUUAAAACGAGCCAAAAUGAAGGGGAUCUUACGAGAAACAGAUGGUCACUAUACUAUACCAAAUGGAGAAAUGGAUCUUAAUUCAAUUGGGUAUAAUAAGCUUGGUCUUUUAAAUCUUGUAUGCAGAAAACGUAAGCAAAUGCAACGAAAAAAAAAAUCAUCGGGCCAUUGUGGUAGUAUGAGAAAAAAAAGUGCUAGACGUGGAAGAAGUAGAUCAAGAAAAUCGAAAUCGAGAAAAAUGAAAGGAUGUGGUAGUUCUCGUAGACGUAAAAGUAAACGUAAAAGUAAAUCACGUAAACAACGUAAAAGCCGUAGUAAAUAUGACUGUGGAACUAAAAAAUCAAGAAAAUCCAAAAGAAAUAAACGUAAAAAGAGCAAACGUGGAAAUUGUGUUUGUCCAGAAAAAUUACAACGUCCAGAAACAAAAUCAGAUGUUUGUUCUGUAAAGAGUGAAAAAGAUAGCAACAAGUGCACAUUGGAUUUUGAUGAUGUUACGACAAAUCCACAUAGAAAAUUAAGUAAAAGUCGAAGUGAUUGCCGAAGUCGAACACGUAGUCGUGGAAGCAGAAGUGGAAGUCGAAGUCGAAGUCGUUCUUCAAUGUAUUCAUAAAGAAAAAAACAAAGAAGAAAACAAAAAAAAUCAUGAGCAUAAAAAUCGAUUUAUAUAAAUUGAUUUUUAUCUAUUUUAUACUACCAGUUGCUUAGUACAAUGUGACAUGAGUCAUCUUGAAUUUUACGAUAUGGUUUUUAUAUUUUUAUAUCUGAUUUUUUAUUAUAAUUUUUUUUAUAUGUGGUAAUAUACUUGGAAUUUUAUUACAUGAAAAUUAUAUUUUUUUUUUGUCUUGUUUAUUGUGAA
Molecule: messenger RNA, 1273 nt
Organism: Aphidius gifuensis
Lineage: Eukaryota; Metazoa; Arthropoda; Insecta; Hymenoptera; Braconidae
Product: splicing regulatory glutamine/lysine-rich protein 1-like
Exons: 2
Coding region: 263-1027 (254 amino acids)
Biological process (GO): nucleosome assembly
Cellular component (GO): nucleosome
Molecular function (GO): DNA binding
Source: RefSeq, a predicted model, not a curated record